Venturia canescens is the source of this 1600-nucleotide messenger RNA. RefSeq names its product Ubiquitin-like activating enzyme 4 (gene Uba4). The coding region runs from base 169 to 1470 and encodes 433 amino acids. Gene Ontology annotation, cellular component: cytosol; cytoplasm. Gene Ontology annotation, biological process: tRNA wobble position uridine thiolation; protein urmylation. The record is from RefSeq and is a predicted model, not a curated record. Gene Ontology annotation, molecular function: URM1 activating enzyme activity; adenylyltransferase activity; thiosulfate-cyanide sulfurtransferase activity. The transcript is spliced from 5 exons. Lineage: Eukaryota; Metazoa; Arthropoda; Insecta; Hymenoptera; Ichneumonidae.
UAGAUGUGUAGGUGUCACGUUGAGCUGUCACAAUCGACCGCAUUGGAAUAAUAAAAAUUUCAUAGACUCAGGUUCAUUUAUUAAUCCAUCGUUUGGAAAGAUCGAUAAAACAAAAAUUCUUCUAUUUAUGUUUCGAACUUGGACAACUCGAAAAAUCUAUUAAGAAUCAUGAAUGAGGAACAAUUAGUGCAUGAAAUUGUGGCAUUGCGAACUAAAUUACGCGAGAAAGAAUCUAACCUCAACGAAUUGAGGCGGGAAAAACAAGUCGUUCAAAACCAUGGUUUGAAUAACGAAGAAAUAUCACGUUACAGUAGACAAAUUUUGUUGCCCGAAAUAAGUGUCUCCGGUCAGGUGAAAAUAAAAAAUGCUUCAGUGUUGAUUGUCGGUGCUGGUGGACUUGGCUGUCCUUCGGCAUUGUAUCUUGCUGGGGCAGGAGUUGGGCAUAUUGGUAUAAUCGAUUACGACGAUAUUGAAAUCAACAAUCUUCACAGGCAACUUUUAUACUGUGAAAGUGACAUUGGUUUGCCAAAAGCUGAAGCCGCUGCAGCUGCACUCACAAGAUUGAACAGCAACGUGCGAGUAACUCCGUAUAAACUUCAAUUGGAUAGUUCAAAUGCCCUGAAUAUUGUGAAACAGUAUGACAUUGUUCUGGAUGCUACGGACAAUGUACCUACAAGAUAUCUUCUGAACGAUGCCUGUGUUUUGGCAGAAAAGCCCCUUGUCUCCGGAUCUGCAUUGAAAUUGGAGGGACAAUUAUCUGUAUUCAAUUAUAAAGGCCCUUGUUAUAGAUGCAUUUUUCCAAAACCACCACCACCCGAGACUGUCACUAAUUGUGGCGAUGGAGGUAUUCUUGGUGCAGUUGUUGGAACGAUCGGGGUACUUCAAGCAGUAGAAACCUUGAAAAUAAUAUUAGAGGUAGAUCUCAAAAUUCUUAAUGGACGUCUCCUUCUCUACGAUGCUUCCGAGGCAACAUUUCGGAACGUACGACUUCGUGGAAAAAAUCCGGAGUGCGCGGUUUGCGGAAAAAAUCCAACGAUAGAGAAUUUAAUCGAUUACGAGCAGUUCUGCAGGUCUAAAGCGAACGAUAAAAAUCCAAGUCUCAAAAUGCUCGAUAAUGAUGAGAGAAUAAGCGUCGAAGAAUACAACGUUAUCCGAAAAAACUCUUCGAAAAAUCAUGUUCUUAUCGACGUGAGGUCACCUGAAGAAUUCGAAAUUUGCCGGAUCGAAAAAUCAAUCAAUGUGCCUUUCGCUGCUACUGGGAAAAUCGAAAAGUGGGCAGAAACCAAAAGUUUCCUCGACGAAAAUUCCAUUAAAGAUGUUUAUGUUUUAUGUCGUCGAGGUAAUGACUCACAGCGCGCAGUUAAACUGCUCAAAAGUUUCAUCGACGAUCCAACGAUCAACGUGAGGGACAUAAUUGGUGGAAUCCACGCAUGGUCUCGACAAAUUGAUCCAACAUUCCCAAUUUAUUAAUAGGUUUUACAAUGGAAUAUCUAUAUCACUCACACAUGGGGAUAAAAAUAUAGAAUACGUUAGAAUUAUUUUUUGGUACACUUUGGUUGAUGGCAGAUAUUACAUGGUAAACGAUGGUUUUCUAGUUGAA